UGUGCAGCCGCCAUAUUCUGUGACAAGUAUUUUGAUUCGUAUCUGUUGGAAGUAAGAAAAGAGAAAUUAAGGGGGAGUAGAGGGGGUAAAGAAGAAGAGCUGUCAAAUAAUUCCCGUGUCUCUGAAACAUCGGGGGCUGUAGUAACCCCACACUCGGGUCAAAACAGAGAAGGCCUGGGUACCGUAGAAACUCCGUCUACGAAGUCCACCUCGCCGCUUUUCUUUCAGCACCACGGCCCUGUGGGAGAUUCGGUGGUUGAGUUUCGGGUGUUGAAGGUGGCCCGGGGAGCGGCGGCGGAGACGAAGAUGCUCAAGCUGUGGCUGAGGUGCUGCCACCACUGAGGCAUCGUCAGUGUGCUGAACGGAGCAAGCAGAGCAGUCUUGACCUGGCAAUACACGAAUGGCCCAGGGAAGCCACCAGAUUGACAUUCAGGUUUUGCACGACCUGCGCCAGAAGUUCCCUGAAGUUCCAGAGGGUGUUGUUUCCCAGUGUGUUCUGCAUAAUAACAACAAUUUGGACGCCUGUUGUGAGUACCUGUCUCAAGUAAGCCCAGGCUACUUGUACAGCAAAGGAGGCAAACUCAACUACACUAACGACCCCAGCUUCAUCAGGUUCCGGAAUCCCAUGACCCAGCUGAACCUGGGCCUGCAGUCUCAGUCUCAGAAUGUGCAUGCGACCCCGGGAAGGGACGGCCUGAGGAUGAACGGCAGCAGGACACUGUCCCACAGUCUUAGCCUGAGUGACGGGCCCCUACAGACAGGACAGCCCCCGAAUAGUGACUUCUUCCAGCAGGAGCCCCAGUCAGCCCCGGUGCAGGUGCCCGCCAGCCUCAAUGUGUUUGGCGUGAUGGAGCCCACGCGCAAGACCCAGCCGCCCCAGCACCUGGGACUCUACCAGCUGGGGGGGAAAGGACAAUCCAUGGGCCAACAUGGCCAGCAGAUGCCCCGCUUCAACCCCAUCACCGUCACCCUGGCCCCCAACAUCCAGACGGGUCGCAACACCCCCACCUCUUUGCACAUACACGGUGGGCCCCAUACACAGUCCGGCUUGAGCAGUCCACAGGGUAACUCUAUCUACAUAAGGCCUUACGUGACCCAGCCCAGCGGUACAACCCGGCAAAGCCAGCAGCAGCUUCAGCAGCAGGCAGGAAGGGCCCAGUACAGCCCUACCUCCCAACCCCAGCAGCAGAUCUACCAGAUCUCCCAUCCCACCUCACUGCCUGGCUCCUGGACAGGCCCUUCCUCCCAGCAGCACCAGCACGGCUCCUCACAUACCUCACAGCACCAGUCACAGGGCCACCAGACCUCCCAUGUCUACAUGCCCAUCAGCUCCCCCACCAACCCACAGGCCCCCUCCUCUAUCCUCCAGGCCCCCUCUGGAGGUCAGGGCUCCUCUUCUGGUGCCUCCUCCUCUGGCAUGCCCUUAGGCAUGUCCUCCUUCAGCCAGUACAACAUCCAGAACAUCUCCACCGGACCGCGCAAGAACCAGAUAGAGAUCAAACUUGAAUCUCCUCAGAGGAGCAACUCCAACACGACCACGGCCGUGCUGCGCACCAGCAGUGGCCCCCGCUCCAACUCCUCCACCUCCUCCUCCUGCCCCUCAUCCUCCUCCUCUGUCGGGGCAGCACCUGGCCCAACCACCACCCCCCUGUCCAUCGGAGGCCCAGGUCUGAGCCGCAGCCAGCCCACUGUUUACAUCUCUGCCAGCCCGCCCACUGUUGCUGCUACCACCCCCUCUGAAGAGGCCAACAUGGCCUCAUCCGGCUCUCGCUCCCAGCCCAAGUUUUACAUUACUGCUAAUAACGAUGACGGUGGGGGCAGAAACCCUCCAACCGUCUACAUCUCUGCCCAACCACCUCCGCACGGGUCCCAGGGGCCCCGCAAUAUGGGGGGCCAGGUGAGCAUGGGCCCCGCCUACAUCCACCACCACCCACCCAAGUCCCGCGCGUCUAUGGGAGGGGCAGGCACAGCCACCUCGCCCCGAGUGGUGGUCACCCAGCCCAACACCAAGUACACUUUCAAAAUCACCGUGUCCCCCAACAAGCCCCCAGCGGUCCCCGGCGUCGUGUCCCCCACCUUUGAGGCUACCAACCUCCUCAGCCUCCCCUCGGACCACCAUUUUGUGGAGCCUGACCCACAUCAUCUCUCAGACCCACUGUCUGUACACAGGGAGAGGCCCAGCGAGCCACGCAGACUCAGCAUGGGCUCAGAUGACGCAGCAUACACACAAGCCCUGUUGGUUCACCAGAAGGCCCGCAUGGACCGGCUGUGGCAUGAGCUGGAGCUGAAGAAGAAGAAGCUGGAGAAGCUAAAAGAGGAAGUCAACGAGAUGGAGAACGAUCUGACCAGGAGACGGCUAGAACGAUCCAACUCCCAGUCCCAAAUCCCCUCGAUUGAGGAAAUGCAGCAGUUGCGAUGCAACAACAGGAUACUGCAGAUCGACAUUGACUGCUUAACUAAAGAAAUCGAUCUCCUUCAAACAAAAGGACCACACUUUAAUCCCAGUGCCAUUCAUAACUUCUAUGACAACAUUGGAUUCCUAGGUCCUGUCCCACCCAAACCCAAAGGUACUUUAUCUGUUGAGCCAGAGGGCCUGGGGAAAGACAGGAGAACAUUUAAUGUCACCUCCACCCUAACCAUGGAACCCUCCUCUGCCCUUCCUCCCCCUGCUGCUCUCCCUCUGGAGUCGAGCAGUAAGAGCGUUAAGACUGUAGCAGACCAGGAGGAAGACGAGGGGACGCAGUGGAGCUGUACGGCCUGCACCUUCCUCAACCACCCCGCCCUCAACCGCUGUGAACAGUGCGAGUUCCCACGGCACUUCUGAGCCACAAAGACGCCAACAAUACCAACAACCCGCAUCACAUUUCAAUGCGAAUCAAAGAAACUACAUUAGAAAAGACUGUUUUUUCCCCUUCUUUUUCUAGUGGUAAGAAAAUGAAUGGACAGGGGUUUGUAGUUUUUUCCAUUUUGGGACUGUUUCUUUCCCCCCUCCUCCAAGGUUUGUAGUUUUUUCCCAUUUUUGGACUGUUUCUUUCCCCCCUCCUCCAAGGUUUGUAGUUUUUUUCCAUUUUGGGACUGUUUCUUUCCCCCCUCCUCCAAGGUUUGUAGUUUUUUCCAUUUUGGGACUGUUUCUUUCCCCCCUCCUCCAAGGUUUGUAGUUUUUUCCAUUUUGGGACUGUUUCUUUCCCCCCUCCUCCAAGGUUUGUAGAAUGCUAUCCACUGAAGGCUUGACUGGAUAGUGUUUACAGGUUGUGUUACUUUACUAAGCCAGCAGAGUUGGAUGAUACCUCACCUUGGAGUCUCUGCAUGCGUGGGGUCACCCCCCUCUCCCUCCUCCUGCUCAACGCUCGGCAGGCGACUUUACCCCUGGGGGUGCCUCGCCUUUUCCAUAUACAGUAUUAACAAGUUGUCCUGCAGUGUGUUGGCACACACAAACACGUAAGCCAAUAUGGGUGCCAACGUGCAUUUGCUGAUUUUUUUCUUCUGUGAUGGCCUAAUCAGGAAUGGGAACUUUGGUCAGCCGUCACCUCACACCUGAAGGGAAAACUAACAGACUACUUGUUGACAAUUUGUUUGGUUUCUGUUUCUAGAGGAUGACAGGGGGAAACUUACUGCCACCAAAACUUUUCUCUCGUCUUCUGUAAUGUCCCUUAUCAAUCUGCGUCUCUUCAAUCUAGAGUAAAAAGAACGGAAACUCAAUUGCAUGUUUUAUGUGUACAGUACAUGGAGGGAGGAAAUACCCUUAUGCUUUUUACUGUACAUCAUUUUUGAAUGUGCCUUAAAUGCCUUCUUCCUCACUAUGAAUCACUUGUAUUUCCUGUAAGUAUAGCUUUAUAGACUUUAUUUACUUUGUUUUGUCUUGUUUUGUUUCCAUUUUCUUUCAAACCAAUAAGUACGGUGUCCCUUUUAAGCUUUUUACUUGAUUUCUGUGAGAAUUGAAGCAUUGUGGAAAAAAGAGGCGCAGUUGAAUGAAAACUGCAGUCAUGAAGCUUCUUCCGCUCAGUCUGUCGUUCAUCGCUUGUGUAUAUGCUGAAUUUCCUGUGUACGAUCUGCAGAUGCAGCAAAGUCAAAAGAAAGAUGGAGGAGUUUUUUUUUAGGAUGCAAGAACUCUUGGACAGGUGAAAAAAGCUCAUAAGCAGAAUGACAAACUGCCAUCUUAUCUGACAACUGGAAUGUAGGUUUAAUAUUUGGGGACUUUUACACCUCAGUGCCAAGAGAUGCAUGAAUUUUUACAGUUCACCUAAAACUUGCAUCAGAAUAGAAGCUUUCGAGUCGGAUGAAAGAAAGACGGACUUUGGUAAUUGUAUUAAGGCGUUAAGGCCCUUGUACAGCUUGGUGGAAGGUGACUGUUUCCUGAGGGCUUUCAGAAUCAAAAUAUUUUGCUAUGCAGUAUAAAUUGGGUAAGUGUUCCAAAUGAAUAUGUUUUAAAGUAUUCCUCUUUCAAAUCAGCAGAUAUUUAUAUAGGUAUGUGCUUUACCGUAUCUACCCCUGGCCAGAAGUUUAGAAUAUCUCUAAUAAAAGACAAUAAGGACAGUGCCAUUGUUAUAUUUCCAAUAAAGUGAGACAAAAUAGUGUCUGUCCUCAUUGUAUAAUCAUGUUUUUAUUUGGUUUAAUUUGUCCUGUGAAGCUUUUUUUUUAUGAGGAUAGUUUAAAAGUUUACCAUUGUAAUGAUUUUACAUUAAUUGUGGAAUGGGUUAUUAUUGUUUGUUUUUCACGUUGUGAAAUGCUGCCACACAUUACUGCCUUAGAAUGGCAUUUGUAUUGACAAUCUAUACCGUCACAAAUUAAGAUGUCUUUUUUUUACCAAAGCUUAGUAUUGUCAAAAACUGAUUCGGUAGAAGCCAAAUUCUUAGUUGUCUCUUAAGCACUUAUAACAUUUUUUUCUGUAAAAACCCCAAAGAAAAUUGUUCAGCUUUAUCUGCAGCUCGGUGUGAAGUCGGUUAAUAAAUGUUUUAUUCAUAAAAAAAACUAAUUUGGAUAACUAAAGUGUUUUUUUGAUUUUAGCUGGGAAAACUGUCUUUGUAACAGAUAAGUUAUUUGUAAAAAUAAAAAAAAAUCUAUUCUGAAA
Oncorhynchus nerka (sockeye salmon) is the source of this 5068-nucleotide messenger RNA. Its product is annotated as TGF-beta-activated kinase 1 and MAP3K7-binding protein 2-like. NCBI's taxonomy places the organism in Eukaryota, Metazoa, Chordata, Actinopteri, Salmoniformes, Salmonidae. Gene Ontology annotation, biological process: positive regulation of protein kinase activity; positive regulation of canonical NF-kappaB signal transduction. Gene Ontology annotation, molecular function: K63-linked polyubiquitin modification-dependent protein binding; ubiquitin binding. The record is from RefSeq and is a predicted model, not a curated record.